Messenger RNA from Zingiber officinale, 1386 nucleotides. RefSeq names its product translin-like. Gene Ontology annotation, biological process: RNA metabolic process. The coding region runs from base 116 to 997 and encodes 293 amino acids. Gene Ontology annotation, molecular function: single-stranded DNA binding; RNA binding; sequence-specific DNA binding. Gene Ontology annotation, cellular component: nucleus; cytoplasm. The transcript is spliced from 8 exons. The record is from RefSeq and is a predicted model, not a curated record. Lineage: Eukaryota; Viridiplantae; Streptophyta; Magnoliopsida; Zingiberales; Zingiberaceae.
GCAAUUAGCGUUUUCCAUUUUCGGCUCGCGCAGGUAUUUUUGACGAUGAAGGAACGGCGAUGAGUUAAAAGGCGUAGCGGCGGCUGAAGUAACUUUUCCACUGUUAUUUAGGUCAAUGAGAGGGGCGUUCCGUGUCGUUGCUCCGCUCUUUGCCGCUUCUUCCGCCGUUUCCUCCCGUCUAUCGCCGGCUCUUGCUCCUUUCCUUCCACGAAACCCUCCCUCCCCUCUCCGCCGCUUGUUUUCGGCCUUGCCGCCGAUGUCGAAUCACUCGCCGGCAGCGACUCCUCCCUCCGCAGCUGUUUCCCUUCUAGAGUCUUCCUCGUUUGAGAAGCAGUUCGAUGAUUUCCGCGUCCAGCUCGAGGAGUCGGGCAACGUUCGGGAACGCAUCCGCGCGGUCGUGAUGGAGCUCGAGGCCGCUGUCCGGCUAAUGCAUUCCAGUCUUCUCCUCGUCCAUCACACAGCUCCCAACUCAGAAGUAUUGGACAAGGCUAGGGCUCAGAUCGAAGUGUUGAAGGGAGUAUUCCAUAAGCUUACUGAUAUUCUGCGUGAAUGCCCCGGACAGUAUUACAGGUAUCACGGUGAUUGGAGGAGUGAGACACAGACAUCAGUAUCACUCAUCGCAUUCCUUCACUGGUUGGAAACUGGCAAUCUUCUUGUACAUGCGGAAGCUGAGAAAAAACUUGGAUUGGACAAUUCCGAAUUUGGUCUGGACAUUGAAGAUUAUCUUAUCGGAUUAUGUUUCAUGUCCAAUGAAUUGCCAAGAUAUGUGGUCAACCAGGUAACUGCUGGGAACUAUGAUUGCCCAAGGAAGGUGCUUAUGUUCUUAACUGAUCUUCAUGCUGCUUUUAGAAUGCUUAACCUGCGAAAUGACUUUUUGCGGAAGAAAUUUGAUGGAAUGAAGUAUGAUUUACGAAGAGUCGAAGAGGUUUACUAUGAUGUGAAGAUCAGAGGACUAGGACCUGGGGACUCGAUACAGGAGCAGAACACCCAAGCUUAAUGGGCAAGUGAAAAUGAAGCUGCUUAAAAUUCAUGUUUCAGAUGUUUGUAUUUUGAUAAACAACGGGUGUUUUGGACGGAAGAGCAAGGAAUUACCUUUCUGGAGUUCUGAAAGAACCAUUCCAUGAGCAGAAUCAUCUUCUCGGUUAAAUCUAGUUCAACUGUUACCGUACGCUUUCCCUGUUUCUAGUGUUGUAAACUUCUCUUAUUUUAGAUAUAGCAACGCAGAGAAGUUAUGAUAUAUUUCUAUCAUGCUUAUCUCACCUGGGAAUGUGCUUUUGGUAUGGCUAGCCAUCUCAUGUUCUCAAAGCCAGAAGAGUUUCUUGGAUGUAAUAAUUUGAUGCUGCAUGUGCCUACUUCAUCGGUAGCGUAAGAUCGUAUCGUUUUUUA